AUGGGAUCUGUUUGUAUUAAAGAAUAAUCUCAAUAUGAUGGAAGCCUUAAAUAUCCAAUAAUUAAUAAACUUAUGAAAUUCCAACCUGACAAGUAAUUUCCUUUAGCAAAACCUCAUUCUCAUUCAAAUAUGAUGGAAGAAACUUAUGAAAUGAAUUAUUUAGAAAUAAUUCUGAAUGUUCAAGAGAUUCCUAAAAAAAAAAUUUAAGAGUAAAAAGUCAUAUCAACUACUCAAGUUGAAGAUUAGAAAAAAGUGAAAACUUUAGAAUAAUAAGUUAAGACUGCGUAAGAAAUAUUAGAAUUCAACUUAGAAAAUUAAUAAACAGGGAAAAGUCUUAAAAUGAAAAGAAGUAUUACUUAAAAUUCAAAUCAUCCUGAGUAAUUUGAUGAGUGUUCUGUUAUUAUGAAUAAAAAUUAAGCAAGCUCAGAUACACAAACAAUAAGAAGCAUUCUUAAGACUAAUAAAUCAAAAUCUCAUAAAUCAGUACCAAAGGUAACUUAAUCUAGUUCUUAAAAAAAAGUUUCUUUUGAGCCUAGAUUAUUAAAACAAAAAAAUCGUAAUUUUUUUAUGUGA
Molecule: messenger RNA, 573 nt
Organism: Paramecium sonneborni
Lineage: Eukaryota; Ciliophora; Oligohymenophorea; Peniculida; Parameciidae
Source: the annotation of a GenBank genome assembly